GUUCGCCUUCGACCACAUCAGUAAAAAGUUGAAAACGCCGGAAAAUAGAGGAAAAAAUGUUCAAGUUGAAUAUUUUAGCUUUUUUACUUGUUGUAAUCAUUUCGACUGUGUUCAGUGCUAUCGAUGUGGAAAUUGAGAAUAAAAACAUUGAUCGCACAAUUGAUCUGACAUCACAAUUAGUAAAAGUUUCAUAUAAGAUCACGUUAGAACAUAAAUCGAAGAAAGCAAUAACAAAUUAUUUGUUUUUGAUUCCUUCGGUUGAUUGUGACAAGCUCUCUUAUGUUUCUGCUCGUGACUCAGCCAAAAAAGAAUUGAAAUUAACACUUUCAAAGACCGCCGAAGAAUGUUCUUAUUCGAUGACGUUGCCGAAUAGUCAAAUACCUAAUCCAGUAAUCUACAUUGAGACAAUCUUUUCUAAAGCACUACAACCUUAUCCGACAGAAAUCACGCAAGCUGAACGUCAACUUGUGAGAUACUUUGGUAAUGCUGUUUUCUAUUCGCCAUUCAAAACAUCAUCGCAAAAAACAACAAUUCAUUUGGCAUCAAGAAAUGUUGAAAGUUUUACUCAAGUUAAACCAUCAGUUCAUUCUGAUACACAAAUCGUUUAUGGUCCUUAUGAAAACAUUCCAGCUAAAACUCAAAAUGAAAUUGUUGUUCAUUACGAAAACAACUCUCCGUUUAUGGUCGUAACACGUUUAGAGAGGACAAUCGAAGUUUCACAUUGGGGAAAUGUUGCUGUAGAGGAAACCAUCGAUAUUUUGCAUUCUGGUGCUUUGUUAAAAGGUUCAUUCUCACGAUAUGAUUACCAGAAAGACUCACGAAGUGGUCCAGCCAGUGUAAAGUCAUACAAAACUAUUUUGCCGGCAUCAGCAACAGGAGUUUAUUAUCGCGACACAAAUGGAAAUAUUUCUACAUCAGCUAUGGUAACAUUGAAAGAUUCGGUGGAAUUAGAUUUACGCCCACGCUUCCCAUUAUUCGGAGGAUGGCGAACACACUACACAAUUGGCUAUAACGUUCCAAGCUUUGAAUAUUUAUUCCAUAAUGGCGAUUCUUACAUGCUUAAAAUGCGUCUGAUUGAUCAUGUUUUUGAUGAUAUGAUUGUCGAUGAACUGGUGACAAAAAUCAUUCUUCCUGAAGGCACUAAAAACCUUAAACUCAUCACACCUUACUCAGUCGAACGACAACCUGACACCUUACAUUUCACCUAUUUGGAUAUCACUGGUCGUCCAGUCAUCACAUUCCGAAAAACAAAUUUAGUUGAAAACCACAUCAACGAUUUCAACAUUAAAUAUAAUUUCUCUCGCAUUAUGAUGUUGCAAGAGCCUCUUCUAGUUGUAGUUUUCUUAUAUCUUUUCUUCUUAUUUGUCAUCAUCUGGAUGCGACUCGACUUUUCCAUCAUCAAAGAACGUGAGCGUCUUCAUAAAGAUUAAAUAUCUAACAUAAUUUUCCAUUUGAAAAAAGAAGCUUUGUUUUAUUUAGUUUGAAGCAUUGUCACUUGUAAUCUAAUAAAGCUCUGUUUGGAUUCAUCAUCAUCCUUAGAAGAAGAAGAAGUAGAAAAAGCGUGAAAUGUUUUAACGCAAAAUCUCAAUAAAUCACCAAAUACGAACAAAAACAAUUUGUUUUUCGUUGCUUCUUAAUUAUAGUUUUUGUUCAUCGAUAAAAAUUUGAAUGAAAAAUAAAACAGAGAAUGAAGAUGUAUAAAAAGAA
Messenger RNA from Clunio marinus, 1707 nucleotides. The record is from the annotation of a GenBank genome assembly. NCBI's taxonomy places the organism in Eukaryota, Metazoa, Arthropoda, Insecta, Diptera, Chironomidae.